This is a messenger RNA of Fonticula alba, 2308 nucleotides long. RefSeq lists its product as hypothetical. Gene Ontology annotation, molecular function: fatty acid 2-hydroxylase activity; iron ion binding. The transcript is spliced from 3 exons. NCBI's taxonomy places the organism in Eukaryota, Rotosphaerida, Fonticulaceae. Gene Ontology annotation, cellular component: endoplasmic reticulum; membrane. Gene Ontology annotation, biological process: lipid biosynthetic process; fatty acid metabolic process. The record is from RefSeq and is a predicted model, not a curated record. Bases 235 to 1938 code for a protein of 567 amino acids.
AUAACCCUCCCCCCCCCGGCGGUGGAGGGCAUCAAAGCUGUCCAUCCUCCUUUGACAACUCUCGCCUUUGCCCCGCCCCCCUCCUCCGCCUCUCCCUUCGUGUGCUUCCCCUUCUCCUUGCUGUGAUCGCCACCGCUACUGUCAAAACACACUGACAGCCCGGACCAUGCCUGCAUGCACGCUCGCGUGCAACCCAACUGACCUGUGCCAGGCACGAGACACCGGGUCAGGAACAUGCCCCCGCAAAGCCCGACGCUCUUAAGUUACCGGGAUGCCCCGGCCCCGCGCCCGGACACCCUGAAGCAGCAUCUCGCCGGUCCGACAACCAGCCCCAUCGACCCACCGGGGCCUGACACCAUGCCACCCGACACCAGGGUUCCCCCGACGCCCAGCGACACGACCGCCUGCCUGGUGAAUGCCCACACCGGGGGCUACUUGAAUUAUGGUCCCCACUCGGUGCACCCGAUCCCGGCGCAGGUGGCGCGCAAUGUUUUCACCCGGCAGGAGGUGGCCCGUCUGGCGGGGCACGCCCCGGCCAAGGGCGGCGCUGUGGCGGAUGGCCAUGCCCGCCUCCUUCUCAUCAUCGACGGGGUGGUGGUCGAUGCGACGCACUUUGCCGAGGUCCACCCCGGGGGAGCCGAGGCCAUGUGGGAAUGGAGGGGCAAGGAUGUGUCGCACAUCAUCCGCGGGCACUACGGCCGUCCUGGGGUGGCGCUGACCGAGCGCGAGCUCCAGCGCUCGGCCGAACGCGCCCCCGAGUCCCGGCCCCAUCGCCACAGCGACAUGGCCAUCGCGCUGAUCAGCAACCUGGCCAUCGGCAUCCUGGAUGAGGUGGUCGAUGCCAGCACCCCGGGGCCCGGCCCGUGGGAAGAUGGCCGCACUCUCGAGUGCAGCUCCUCGGCCAUGACUGUCAGCCUGUCAAGCGCGUCGCCAUCCUCCGCGGCAUUGCCCUCGCCGGGGCCCGCGACCGUGGCUGCUGGCCCUCGCACGGCUCGCCAGCCGCAUAAGGAAGCCACCACAUCGGCCACCGCCGCCCAGCCAGCCGCCGAUCUCCGGUCCCGGGCCCUCUUCCAGACCCCCCCGGAGAAGGCCGUCCACUCGAUUGACCUCACGCAGCCCAUCGUCCAGCAGAUCUGGAACUUGCGCUUGAACCGCGAGGCGUACCUGCGCCUGACGCACACCCCUGCCGUGCUGCCCACCGGGCAGUCGGCCCGAUUCUUCGCCAACCCCAUCCUGGAGGUCCUCUCCCGGACGCCCUGGUGGGCGGUCCUCGUUUGGGUGCCGGUCAUCGUGACAUUCUUCGUGCUCGGGGCACGCAUGCAGCAGCCCUCCACAGGCCCCGGCCUCGGGGGUCUCCCCUGGGGCACCAUGAUGGGGUGGUUCCUCUUCGGUGUCCUCAAUUGGUCCCUGCUGGAGUACAGCAUCCAUCGCUUCCUCUUCCAUCUGGAUGACCUGGUUCCCGACCAUCGGGUGGCCCUUCUGCUGCAUUUUGUUUUGCACGGCGUCCACCACUUCCUUCCCAUGGAUCCCCUUCGUUUGGUGAUGCCUCCCGCCAUGGCCCUGAUCCUGAUGACGCCCAUUUUCUUCGGCUACCGCAUGUUUUUCCCGGACCGCAUCCUUUUCCUGGCCUUCGCCGGAGGCCUGACCGGCUUCUUGCUUUAUGACUUGACACAUUACUAUCUCCACCAUGGGGUGCCGAGCACGGCCCAGGUGGCUCUGCGGAGCCGCGCCAAGUCCGGUGCCUCGGUGGCCCAGCGUCUGGCCGAUCGCCUUUGGAACCGCCCAAUGGCCGUGCUCAAGCGCCACCACCUUCGCCAUCAUUAUGAGGACUACCAAAAGGCCUUCGGCAUCACCAGCAAACUUUGGGACGGUGUCUUCUCCACCGAGCUGCCGCCUGACCCGGCCUUUGAGCGCCGGCCAGCCAUCCCCUCACAGUGACGCACUGUGCCUCGGGGGGCUGGACUGAGACCGGAAGAGCAGGGCGAGGAGGAGAGAAGGGCAGCGCUCCAUCAUACACACCCAUGCGUGUGAGAGAGGACGCAUGAGAUAUUUCCCUCACUUCCUCUGUGCAAACCCAGGACUCCCUGGGACGGCCGCCCUCGCUGGGCUUUCUCGGCCCUUCCCCUCGACCGCGACCUCGGCGCCGGGGCCUCUCUCUCUCCCCCAUGCGAUCCUCGACAAGAGGCAUCGGAAGACAAAGCCCACAACCGAGAGAGACACACUCACACCGCACGCGGGCCCCCGCCUUUUUCACGGGAAAGCUGUGGGGCACAAAGAAGUACACCAAUAGACAUUUUUCAAAUCCACA